UCAACCACAGAGCAUCAUCGGUCGCGAUAACACAGGGUUACAUUUCACUGUUCGUACAUAUGACUCAGAAACAAACAUCUAUCGCACAAAACAACGUUAAUUUCAGGGUAUAAUUAUUAUCCACGUGUAUUUCUCUGAAAUCAAAACACAGACUUAUCAAUUAUAAUUCUAAUAGAUAUAUGGAUUAAUGAUAUUUUUUGUGUGAUCUUUUUGUUAAUCUGUUUGGGAUGAUACUAAUUCAUAGAAGGAUUAAUAUUAGUUGACUCCAGUUUAAUGAAUUGUUCAAAGAAUUGUUUCGACUAGAAAUGAUAUGGUCGUAUCUUCUGUAGAUUUAGCAAUUAGGAGUGUGUGUAUAACGGUAAUGCUUGGCAGUUUAUAACCAUGUUCAUUUUCUCUGAACACUAUUCAGGUGUGAAAGGUAAAUCUACGUAACUUGCAACUCCGCAUUAAUUUAAUUAAUUAUUGAACCAAAAACAAUGUCUGACGUUACUUCAUUUCAGUGUUUCAGGAUCGAUACAGUGUCACAGUAUUCUAACUUUAAAAGAAUGUCUUAAAACAAAAAGCUGCAGCAUGUGGAAAUUAUUUUAUUUGUUUGUGUUUGUGUUCAUUUGUGGAAUAGUACACGGCAACGUUUAUCAUACAACUGUCCAAAUAGCUCGAUGUCGGGUGCAAUGCCUAAAACAGACAUUAAAACGUAGAGAAAUCAGUACGAAGAUCAACGAUGGAAAUUGCUUUAAAAAAUUCCGUUGUGACGGGUGUUGGCAGAUGUGCUCCUACCUGUAUGCCAGUUAUCAGUUAACAUCUACUGUAUGUAGUAAUCCCGAUGUUUGUCACAAAGGUUGUAAAGUCGCUUGCAGAUUUCGAGAAAACGAACCAACGGGAAAUGUGACUGCUGGUUGGAAAUUUAAGGGGAAAGAUACCCAUGUACAACGCUUAAAACAUUCUCGUCAAGUUGAAAUCACAUGGUCUCGCCCAGAAUUGGAACUUCCAAGUACAAAGAGCGAUUUGAUUGUGUAUGUCAUAAUGUUCAGAGACAAGACGGUCAAAAUCAAAGACUGGGAGGAAGUCCAGCAAACAUCAUCUCAAGAAGUACUGUUAGAGCAAGAUUUUCUUCCUUUACUUCCGGAGUUCUGGUUGAUGGCGGUCGGUGAAAAUGGUACUAUUGCUGAAAUUAAAUUUGAUAUGGAUUCAUCACCAAUAGUUCAAGUUAUUACUCCAGCUGUUGUCUUUCCUCUAAAAAUAAAACAGCCAGUACAAAUUUCUAUUGACUCACCAUUAACUGUUAACGUUACUCUACAAGAGGAUACCAUAACGGGAAUUCUUUCAGCACUAGUCGAGUGGGACCAUCCACCCAUCUUUAUGAGUAACCGUGUUAUUUUGUAUGAGAUUCAUUUGUUAUUUACUGACUGCAACCAGGUUUAUGAAUCAUCGCCAACAUGCCAUAAAACACCAGAACAAUACGCACACACAGUCGGGUUUAGAGAGACACUAAAGCCCCACUAUAAGCUGGACAAAUUGCUGUAUAAUUCCUACUAUCACCUAGAAGUACAGAUGAAUGACGAUUGGUAUGGAAAGGUGGAAUUCCGUACUGUAGAAUGUCCAAGUGUUGACACCAAAACUUACACUAUAUGUCCCAGUGUUAUAGCAUCCAAUAAUAAUGAAAGUGGAACAGCAGAAGAGGAUUUUGAACAUGAACCAAUUGAUAUAAUGGAAUGGGGAAUUGUUCUCCGGAACUGGAAGUGUAACAAACAUACUGGGACAGUUUCUGUGUUGUUAGCAUGGAACGUUCCUUUCAAUCAUUCUGCCGUCUCGUCUUACACAAUUAACUGCAUCGUCAACGACGUCUCUGACAUCCCAGCUAUAGUCCGGAAAACAAAUAAAACAGAAGAAUGGUUUGAUUUGGAUGAAAAUACUGAAUAUCGAAUAGAGGGUGUAGCUAUAUACCAACGCAAUGGAAGACGUGAUGCAAUACAAAGUGAUAUCAGGCUUCUGAACACUACAAUGUGUGCUAUUAAAGCUGAAAGCGUCAAAUCGAGAAAAGUUACAGAUCCGGACUGGAAGAAUAUUGAUAAAAUAAUUGUGGGAAUAACUUGUGUCGCUAGUGUCAUUCUCCUUGGAUUAAUUAUUCUCUUCAUUUAUAAGAAGAGACAUACAUUCAAAGAUAUCAUCAUUACCAAACCAGCAGUUGCUAAGAGCAACAGUUACAAGUCUAACGUCGGAUGUAAAGUUGAUUAUUCAAAUCAAUUGUUGGUCAUGAGUGACGAGUGGGAACUAGACCCUUGUCGUCUAAAGUUCUGUACCCCUAUUGGUCAAGGAGCAUUUGGCAAAGUAGUGACUGGUUACUACGACAACAAGAGAGUAGCCAUUAAACUUGUUCGAGAUAGUGCACCUUUAUCUUAUAAAGAAGAUCUAUUGGCAGAAAUCAACUUGAUGAAACGUAUAGGAGCUCAUCCAAAUAUAGUAUCGAUGCUGGGAGCAUGCACCCUUUCUGAACCUAUUGCUCUUGCUAUGGAGUACAUCCCUUUUGGAAACCUGCAAAUGUUUUUGAAAAAAUGUCGAAUGGAGGGAGAUUUUAAUAAAAGAGCUGGACACCCUACUGAGGUUACAUAUUCCAUCAUGGAUCCGAAUGGUGAUAUUGAUAAUGGUGUAAUAACCCCAGCAGAUAUGCUGUCAUUUGCACGUCAAGUUGCUAUGGCAAUGCAAUAUUUAGCCGAAAAGAAAUAUGUACAUCGAGAUUUAGCGGCAAGGAAUGUUUUACUUGAUUAUGAUAAAGUUGUUAAAGUUUGUGAUUUUGGACUUUCUAGAGACAUUUUCAAUGAUAACCAAUAUCACAAAGUUACCAGUGGUAAAUUACCGUUGAAAUGGAUGGCUAUUGAGUCACUACGAGAUCGUGUGUUUACAACGCAGAGUGAUGUUUGGUCAUUUGGUAUACUGUUGUAUGAAAUAGUAACUAUGGGAGGAUCACCGUACCCUCAUACAGCCUUGGCAGACCUCUAUUAUGUAUUGGCAAAUGGAUAUCGAAUGGAGAAACCUGGGAAUUCCUCAGACGAACUAUAUGCUAUUAUGAGACAAUGUUGGUUAGAAAAUCCAAAGGACAGACCAUCAUUUUCUGAACUCCGUCUCCAACUAGAACAGCUGUUAUCAGUAGACAGGAAUUACUUAGAUCUAGAUAAUAUUGAUGUUCCUCUGUCCACAUCAGAAAGCAGUAGUAACAGUGUACCCAAAACAGACGAUAGAUUAUCGCUCAUUUCUAAUAGACACUCACAGUCAGUGAAAAAUACUGGUAUGGUAAAAAGCUCAACGGGCAGACAGCCACGUGCAAUAACGAUACCGUCACUAACACGUGACACCAUAACAGUUAGUGUUUGUAGAGAACAGUCAAAUGAUUGGUUAACUCGAGCACGUGAUGACGAAACAACGACAUAAUACCUUGUUUUGUGUAGAAAUGAAGGACCAAAAUCAUUGAUCGCUGACAAUGUGCUUGAUGUGCGGGUUAUGUAUUAGAAUCUACUCUGCCAAUAUACGGACAGAAAAAUUGUGAUAUACGGUUGUGAAUUUUCGAUUUCACGAAUAAUUUGUGAAAAGGAAAUUGAAAAAUAUACUGACAAAUAUGAAAUGACAAACAUGUAAUUUAUAGUCUGUGAUUUAUAUAGGAAACUUACUAUUUCCUUACUCUGAUGCUUUAGUUAUGAACAUUUCCAUGGCGAUUUUAGUUGGCGUCAUGAAAUGACAGCUAUUUCAAGUCUUUCUCAAAUUACACAUUAUAGUCCUUUUUUGAACUGAUUUUGUAUUACUUUAUAAAUCUGUGCCUUUCAGGGUUUUUUUCUAAGGAUUUACAAUCCGUCCACAAGUUAAUGCAUAUAUAUUUAUCUGCCAUAAAAACUCUCAUAUAUGAAAAUCGUGACGUUUUUUUUCAUAGGGCAUGAAAACCAUACAUGAUUAUUCCAUCUUUUAUAUAUGUAUAUCUAUUACCUCUAUUGCAUCUUAUAAAACAAGAAUUAUUGUAUCUAAUACUAAACGUAUUUAUAUAUUAUGAUUGAGAUAAUGUUACAUCAAUGCCCAGUAUAUAUAUAUAAUGCUAAUGGAAAUUAAUAUUAAAUAGUAAAAAGGUAAAAAGCUAAAUAUCGCAAUCGUGAUCAUUGGAUAACUGGAGACUAAAACGCCAGGAAAUAUAUUUACAUUUGGAAGCAUCUUAAUCAUGGUAGUAUGUCGACGUUUUAUUUUCAGUUGUGACAUCAAAGUGUUAACCAAGGAAAUUUAUCAUGUAAUAUAUAUGGAAAUUAUUCCUAAUCUGUUAAGUAAUGUUUCCCUUCCCAUGGCGGCUGAGACAAAGCACGAUUUAUGCAUUUUCCUUGUUAUGUAAUUGAUAAAAUAAAGAACUUGAAUUUAAACAUAUAUAUUAAAAUAUUUUCGGCUGCUGACAAGUGUUACACCAUGACAUCUUAUUUGGAAAAUGACUUUUUGUUAUGGACAGAUAGGGCUGGUAUUUUCUAAUUUGUUUGGCCAGUAUUCACCAUGCACGUGUUCUUCGUUAUAUAUUUAUGCUUGAACAAAUAUGAUAUAUUGUUUUCGCUUAUUGGUUAUCAUGUUAAAUGAUAGAUGAAUCCUACCCUUGAAAGAUGAUAGAAAAAAACUUGCAUAUCAUGAGUUCGUCCAAUGCUUUUAGAAAUUAUAAAUGUUCAUUCAUUUAAUUUUAUUUAUUCAGCAGAUAGUAAAUCGAAAGACGCGACACAGACAUAUCUUAAUAUUCAACAUAUUUUUAAUACCAUACUAUAUUUCCGUUAAAAAUAUAUAUUAUAGAUUUAUGGAAUGAUUCAUGGUAUCAAAUAUGACAUUUACUUGAUUAUAUUUUCAACAGAUUUUAUUGGUUGCUAGUUCUAAACGUUCUAGUUCUUGGACGACAACGUCUUGAACAAUAGAUAUAUAUGUUUUAGUUAUGUGUGUGCCAAAACUCAUUGCAGUUCGUCGAUUUUAAACCGGUGAAUUUCAUAUUUACAGCUAAAUAAAGUCCAAAGAAACAGAAACAUUUUUUAGUGGAUGCCCUAUAAAUUCACCAAAAAUAACAAAGUGAAUUAAUUAUAAUUUUCAAACUCAGAAAACAGGCUUUCUGAAAAUGUAAACUUUCCUUUAGUAAAUGCACAGUAUUACUGUGGUUUCAUUAAAGAAAUUAUUAGAUGUUUUUUGCGAAAAUAGUCGAAUUCCAGGGCUAAAAUUACAUCGAAAAUACUCUUCAUGUGUGAAUAACUUUUGGUUGGAGGGUUGUGCUCUGUAUUUUUUUCUCAAUACGUGUAAGUAAAAAGCCAAGAUUUUAUGAAAGUUGGGUCAUUUUACAAGAUUUAAUGGCAUUUCAUGGCUGUAUUCUCCAUAAAAAGACAACUUUACAAAAACUAUAGAAAUGUUGGAUUAAAAUGUAUAUGUUCAUCAUUCAAUUUUGCAACAGAGAUUUGAAAAUACAUUAAUUGUUGAUGCCAAUUUAGCCCCAAAUCGUAUCUUUCUUUCAUUGGUCACACUAUAGAAUAUCCUUUACAGCUUAUUUACAGUACUGAGUGCUAAAUGAUGUGUAUAUAUUUUUUAUUUGUUUUGUUAUUUAUUAUUGUUUUACUCAGGUAGCAUUUUAGGCAGUAAAUAACAUUUUAUUCUUGUAAAAUGUGAGUGAGAGUGGUUUGCUUUGGUAUCCAAGGUUUCUUUCUCACCGGAAGCGAUACUAGUACUUGGGUGUUUUAUUUACAGUGUCGUCGGGGUCACAUGUUGUUAAAGUUUGUAAUAUGGUCACAACGACAAGACAUGUAUCUGUGUCAACAAUUUAUGAUACGAAGGCACAGUGUCGUCAGGAUCAAAUGAUAAUUCAUCAGAUAAUAUAUAAAGAGGCCGUUUGAAAAUCGAAGUUAUAAUGUGUCGUCCAAAGAGAUGGUGUGUGAAUAUGUGCAGACUUCCAAUUGAUAUGAUAAUUUGGAAGGUUUUUGUUUAUUAACUUUGCAUGCUCAAAUGUUAAAUUCAAAUUCUUGGAUUUAUUGAAACGUUUUAAAUGUUACUGGUAUUUUCAUUGUUAUAAUCUGUAACCCUAAACUUAGGUUAAGGUUUUCCAAUUUUUAUGAAUAUUUCAAGGUUAAGUUCGUCAUGAUUCUUUGAAAAAAAACGUGUUAUUGUAAGAAGAUAAUGGCUGUUAAAAACGUUUAUUGAUCCAAGCAAAAGUCGAAUUAGCUGUUUUGAAUUUUACUGAGCAAAAUUUUUUUUUGUUUUACCGCUUUCAGUUUUAUUGAUGAUAUUUCCGUCACAGUUCAUGCUGUUCUUUCAUAUUUUAAUUGCUGUCUCAAAAUGAGUUAUUUGUUUUUAUUGAUUUACGUUGUAUUUCAAUCAAUCGAUCAUUUAUUGAUGUCUCGUGCAGCACAGAUAAAUAUAAUAACAAAUGUAUAUAAAAUGAAUCUGUCUGUAUAUAUAUAUAUAUUGGAAGUGUUAGAUCAACCCUAUCGUCUAACCGUCCAAUUUGGAAUAAUUGUUGAUAUUUUAUUGUAUAUACAUGUUAUAAUUGUUGCAAACAAGUAAUUUAAGCAAAGAAUAAAACGAUCGUUUCUAUUA
Mytilus californianus (California mussel) is the source of this 6576-nucleotide messenger RNA. Its product is annotated as tyrosine-protein kinase receptor svh-2-like. The coding region runs from base 571 to 3426 and encodes 951 amino acids. Gene Ontology annotation, molecular function: ATP binding; transmembrane receptor protein tyrosine kinase activity. The transcript is spliced from 17 exons. Gene Ontology annotation, cellular component: signaling receptor complex. Lineage: Eukaryota; Metazoa; Mollusca; Bivalvia; Mytilida; Mytilidae. The record is from RefSeq and is a predicted model, not a curated record. Gene Ontology annotation, biological process: protein phosphorylation; positive regulation of kinase activity; multicellular organism development.